AUGUCUGAUCCCAAGAAAAAAUGCUCUGGGGCUGAUUGCGAAAAUGAAGCUGGAGCCUUGCAAUGCCCAACAUGUCUGAAGCUGGGCAUCAAAGACAGUUACUUCUGCACGCAAGACUGCUUCAAGAGGAAUUGGGUAGGCGAUAUCCAUAGCGACAACUUUUCUAGCAGGAAUCCUCAUAUUGACAUUAUUCAGAUCACACACAAGGCGAUUCACAAGACACAAAAUGCAAGCGGACUUUACAACCCAUUUCCGAUAUACCCAUAUACUGGAUCUGUUAGACCAGUAUACCCUCUCUCCCCGAGACGACCUGUCCCCAAAUCAAUCAAGCAUCCUGACUGGGCCAAGACUGGAAUUCCAAAAGGUGAGAUGCGGUUGAGCAGAUCAAAGUGGGAUGUGUUAGAUGCAAAGGGUCAGGAGGCUAUGCGCAAGGUGUGCAGACUAGCUCGAGAGGUACUCGACAUCACUGCCGCGGCGAUGAAGCCCGGUGUGACCACAGAUUAUCUGGAUGAAAUCUGCCACAACGCUUGCGUAGAGAGAGAGUCAUAUCCUUCUCCACUCAACUAUAAUCACUUUCCCAAGUCAUUGUGCACCUCUCCGAAUGAGGUUGUAUGUCACGGCAUCCCCGAUCAGCGAAUUCUUCUUGAUGGAGACAUCCUGAACCUUGACAUAUCUAUAUACCACGGUGGAUAUCAUGCAGACGUGAACGAAACAUACUACAUUGGUGAUAAAGCCAAAGCGGAUACGGACUCGAUCAGACUCAUUGAAACGACGCGGGAAGCCUUAGACAUGGCCAUUGAGGUUGUCAAACCAGGAGUACCGAUUAGAGAGUUUGGCAAGAUUAUUGAGAAGCAUGCAGCCUUGAGGGGCCUUGUUGUUAUCAAAACUUGGGGCGGUCAUGGUAUCAACUCAGAGUUCCACCCACCUCCUUGGAUUCCUCACUACGCGAAGAACAAAGCUGUGGGAACAUGUAAAGCCGGGAUGACAUUCACUAUUGAACCUAUUCUGGCUUUGGGUGGCAGCAAAGAAGUGUACUGGCCAGAUGAUUGGACUAACGUUACAGUUGACGGUAAACGAACAGCACAAUUUGAACACACCUUGCUUGUUACAGAAACAGGCGUUGAGGUUUUAACAGGGAGACUGGCCAAUUCCCCUGGAGGGCCAAUUCCCAUACCAGAAACUGCGAACGCAGGUGGGGAUAAAAAUGGAAAAGUAGAGCAAUCAUGA
Messenger RNA from Penicillium taxi, 1227 nucleotides. RefSeq names its product putative methionine aminopeptidase, type I (gene fpaI). The transcript has 4 exons. NCBI's taxonomy places the organism in Eukaryota, Fungi, Ascomycota, Eurotiomycetes, Eurotiales, Aspergillaceae. Gene Ontology annotation, molecular function: metalloaminopeptidase activity. Bases 1 to 1227 code for a protein of 408 amino acids. The record is from RefSeq and is a predicted model, not a curated record. Gene Ontology annotation, biological process: proteolysis.